CAAUAAAAAGAGAUCAAAUUUUCAUAGACUUGUAGAAAUUCAAUUUACCCGUUUAUUAUUGUGAUAAGUAUAUUUGUGUCCCAUACAAAUUAGCAGGUUUGUACGCACAUACAUUUUGAAUUCUUAAAAGCAAGGUUGUCAACCCGGUUAGCAUGUUGGUUCAGUCGAGCAAGUGAGUUGAGAGUUGAUGGUCUGAUUGUUUUAGUCCGUGUUGAUCCAGAUAUAUGAAAAAAUUUAUUAUAUUGUUAAUAUAUUAUAUAUAAUAUAAUUCAUUAUAUUGUUAAUACAUUUAUAAAUUAUAUAAAAUAUUAUCUAACAUAUGAGUAAUAACAUAUAACAUGAUACCAAACUAAUAGUUCGUAAUUGAAUCCAACGCUAUAGAGAAAAUUCAAACACUCUCAUAUAGCAUCGAUAUUCAAGUGUUCAUUUUAGAAUUUCAAAGACAAUGUUAGGCGCGAAUGGGAAAACCGAAAAAAGAGAUGCAAUUCGCAAGUCAAAGUGAAAAACAAUGUCGUAUGAUCAUGCGACCUCAGAAACCUUGCCGCGGGUCUCUAUCUGCGGCAAAAGUGGUGCACAUUUUCCUCACAGGUCUUGUCACCCGGGUUGACCCUUGGCUUGACAACCUCGCUUAGAAGUGAAGAGGAAGUUGAUAAAAGCAUCAUGUUUCAUCUUCUAUCCAUGUUCCUGAGAAACGUUCGUCUUCCUCUUGUACAAGCUUCCUUAUUGUCCAAACUUCUUACUUGAACAAGCAUGACCUUGUAAAAUCACUCCCUACAAGAUGAAAAAUCAUCAAGCCCAAAAAAAGCAUCAUUAUAUAUAGAAUGUCCAUAAUCAAAGUUGUGCUCAUAUAUUUUCCACUGAUUUGGCCAUGAGGCAGGCAUAAACACGUACUUACACAAAAGUGUCACUAUGUACAGAAUGUCUAUAAUUAAUUAGUUCCACAAAUGAAUUUUGCCACGAAUCUGACUAUGAUGCCUAUGCUCCUUAUCAUAAACAUAUAAUUAUGCUAAGAACUACAAGGGGAAAUAAAAUAUCAUACACAUAGAGAAAUCCAAUUUACCAUGUUCCUUCACAUAUUCUGGUAAAUUACUAAUCUGGUUGCUUUUUUUUUGUUGUUGCAACUUGAGUGGUUUUUUCUUCUUCUUUCUUCUUGCCACCAUUGUUCGGUAGAGCAAGGAAUAAUAUAAAAUAUUUUGGGGUACAAAUAUGAAAGAAGCCAAAGAAGACACAGUUAAUUAAUCUAUAUUUUUGGGGAACAUGAAUUGUGAAUUUAUAGGGGAAUAUGAAUGCAUAUAUGGACAUAGAGAAAAUGGCAAGAAUAUAAAUUAUUCCUUUUGGUUUGUCAAGUGGGUUGGUAUAGGGGGGAAACGUGGAAACAAAUUGAUUAUCCGUUUUUGUUUUGAAGUGAGUAAACUUAUUUCCAUAAUUAAUUCCUUAAUAAGGUAAUAUAUUUGUAUUCAUAUUUUACCAAAUAAUUGGGUUUUUUUUGUGUGUGCAGCUGAUGACUUCAAGGUUUCAAUUGAGGAAGGGGUGAACUUUACACGAGAAUGGUGUAGGAAGAUGAAGACAUACACAAAGUUACUGCAAGGAUAAGGUAAUGCAAAUCAGUUAUGACUUAUAAAGACCUAAAACUCAACACUAGUCAAUAUGAUUCCAGUCAAAACCCUAGAUGCAUUGCGAAAACACUAGUCGUUGACACCACAACUUUUAGCUCAUAGGUCUCCAUAAACAAAAAAUUUAAUAUGAAAUUGGGAACAAAUUCCAAAUCAAAAUUAGCAACACCUAAAAAUGGUAAGACUCAAGGCUAGAGACCGCGUCUAGAAGGAUAUUAAACCACUAAAUUGAAAGAGAUUAACAAAAUGAUCGGAAAACCACCUUCGUUACAAAAAAUUUUGAGAAGUUGCAAUGAAAACUCUAGGAUUGCACACACUACCUUCAAGCUCUAUGAGGCUAUAUCCAAGAUGCCACACAAAUAAAUGAUGUGACUUAUUCGAAUCAUCACGUUCAAUCGUAUCAAACGAGGAGGAGGGUACACAAAUAAUAAGGGGAAGAAAGUGAAGAAAAUAUUGUACCUUGGUCAGUCAGUAGAGAAGAAAACUCGACGAAAAGAUAGAUGUGUAGAAUCAGAUUGGCGAAAAGAGAAAAACCAUUUCAUACAAAGAGGUUUGAUGAAGUUCACUUAGGGCGAGAACUAUAGAAAAGAGGGGGUUGUCGUUGGUUGCAUAAAAGACGUUGGCAAAAACUCCCAAAACAUAGAGGAGCUUGUUUGGCAAGAAGGACCGAUACUUUAUAUAGCGAGAGUGAGAAUUAUCAUGAUUUAAAAGAUAAGGUAAUAAAUCUUCAUUAUUUAUGCAUUGUUAUCUUCGAUAAGCGAUGUUACUUUCAAAGUUCAAAUCAACAUUUUGGAAUAUUUUUCAUCUUCUAAUGAAUAAGUCACAUUUUGAUAAUAAGGUAUGUUGGUUACGUUAGUUACUGCAUCACAUGAGUUGGCUCUGGCAUUGGCCGAACACACUUCUUUACAUUGUGAUAAUCACACAACCCUCUGCAAAGUUGUAAAUCAUGUUACUCUCUUUUGAUCAUUGAUAUAAUCUCAUAUGAUUAGGAAUACUAUUCCUAAUAAUAACUCAUUAGUAACCAUCAUGAAUAAUCUAUUAUCUACCAAAGAAUUGAGUUCUAAUUUACCUAGAAUUCAAAUUAUUUACAUUUAGAACUACAUUAUAGUCAAUAUAGGAGUCGUUGAUGACAUGUGAUAUACUUUCAUUGGAUAUGAAUGUGGAUCAUUUCAUUGCCUAGAUAGUCACUUUAAUGGCAAUGGAAUGUGGUUUUCUAAUUCUUGGAAUUAGAUUUCCAUGGAAAAAGGUGAAAUUGUCCAAUUCCAUAAUUCGUUUCAUCCACAAAAAUGAAAUUUAGAAGUAGGAAGAAGAAAAUAAAUACUAGGGAUUGUUGCCAUCAUCGUCUAUCAAGGAGGGAGAUUCCUCUCUAGUGUCAUCAAAUCCAUCGCACUUCAUAGUGUACGAGGAACGAGUUAUCACGCAAAUCAUCUAUGUGGUUUGUAACUUGACAACUCCUCUUUACAUCAUUUAAUUCCUUCUCUUUUCUGUUUUCUCUGUAAAUUUUUUCUUUCUAUUAUUAAUACUAUUUCACAAAAAAAAAACCUUAGUGACAUUAUCGAUAGACCAAACUCAUGUUCUUGAAACUGGUUUAUUGGACCACCGGAUAUAAGAAUACCACAUCAAUGUCAUAAUUAAGUGUUCCAUGAUCAUAUCCAACUAUUGUGAUAUACCUACUAUACUACCUAGAUUUGAGUCUAUGAAAUAUAACUUUGCAUAAUAGUUGUACACAUGGAACGAGAUAUGGUGCAUACCGCAUGCAAACCAAAGACAAAAAUGAUAUUGAAAAUAUUAUUCAGAUUAAUUAAACUCUGGAAAUUAAAAAUUUAUAUUACAAUAAAAUUCUAUCACCCUUAUAAUAAAAAAAAUCAAUCCCCGGCUCAUUGAGAAGAAAUAAAUUUGUUUUUAACGGGAUCGGAUAGCGUGACAACCCCUAAGUGGGUUGUCAGUUUCGCUUCCUUCCUUAUGGCCGUCCACCCCCCCCCCCCCCCCCUCCUUAUCUAACGGUGGUGAUCACGGCAAGGGCGUUUCCGGAAGCCUUUUGUAAUGUAAAUUUUUUGAAAAUAAGCAUAAAUGCACGGACUGCAAUUAUGCAGCGGGACCGGAUAGCGUGACAACCCUUUAGGGUGUUGUCAAUUUUGCUUCCCCCAUUUUUCCGUCCAUCCUCCUUUUUCAUUCGACGGUCAGGAGCACAAGAAGGGCUUUUUAGUAAGUUCUUAAUUCUAGUCAUUUUGAAUUAUCACUUAAAUGCAUGGAGAAAAUCUUGGAGCGUGAUUGGAGGGAGGUGAAGAGCUUGUUUCGGCUGGGACUCUUUCCCUUCCAUUUUUGGCUUCUCCCUCGUCAAACCAGAUCCCUCAUCAAACCAGAAAUUAGUAGCUCCGGAAAAUACCAGCGACGCGGCCGCCGCCAUACAAUGGACGACUACAUCAGCAACGACGACGACAGAGAAUGGGGUGGAGCUGAACCUAGUUGUUUAUUCGGCUUUGACCUAAACGUCCCAUUGACAAGCAACGGCGAGAAUACAUAUGAGAUCCGAGCUUAGCAGUCGGACCCAACGGAGAAUGGCGAUGUUGGCGACGUUUUGGACGUGGAGGAGCUGGUCAACGAAGACCAUCCGGAACGGGACAAAAUCACGGACAGCGUCCAAUAUGGCGUCAACAUGGAAAACAACGACCAUUUCGUACCGCAAUCAGGCGAUCACGCUGAUUCAGACGACAGCAUGGCGGAGAAUGGCGUCGACGGCAACAGUGGCGGUAGGGUUAACCUGUGUCGUUACGACUUCCGUUGCAUUUGUACCGUUUUAUUAGUGGUACAGAUAAUGUUUCUGCAAAAAUAUACUAGUAGUUAUGGUUCAAUUUAGUUAGUGGUAGUAUUACUGUAGAGGUAGGUACCUAGUGGAAAUCAUCUAUUGGUAGUCACGUACUGGUAGACACGUAGUCGUCUAGUGGUACUCCCUUAGUGUUAGUCAUUUAGUCGUAGUGAUUUAGUGGUAUCAACCAUCGUCCGUAGUAAUUUGAUAAAAAGUUCGAUUUGCUAAUGCAUCUGUUCUUUAUUUACAGGUUUGGUAUCAACCUUCAUCCCAUCAGACAGUUCAACGUGGAAUCACCUGCGUUUCCAGAACCAGGAUGAAUUUACAUGUUUUUACAAGAGUUAUGCUCAUGGAAGAGGCUUCUCGUCGAGAGUUACUACCAGACUUAAUAAUAGUAAACAAUGGUAUUAAUUUGGUACCAGUUGUAUUAAUAGUACCAAUGCCACUGAUUUUGUUCUAGACUGAGUAAUGGUAACAGGAGCAUAAUUGUGAUACUAGAACCAUUGAUCUAGUACUAGUAACAUUAAUUUGGUACCAUUCUUAUGCUUGGUACCAGUACAACUAAUUUGGUUCCAGACGGAGCAAUGAUUACUAACCGCAUGAUUUUGAUACGGAUACCAUUGUCUUGGUACCAGUAACAUUAAUUUCGUAACAGUACAACAAAAAUGGUACCAAUAAAGGGUUAUGUAGUUAAAAUAACUAGGGGGAAGGUACUAAAUAUUCACACUCAAACACCAACCCAAUUGUGCCAAUGUAGGCAACAGUAUUUUGUCUUAGAUCAAAUUAAAGACGACAGAUACCAAAAACAAUUGUUCAUACUUGGAAACCUACACGAAGCAAUUGAUUAUACUACUGCUGUAACACCUGUGUAUAUCCACGGUGAGUGCCUCGUGCAUAUCAGUAGCUUUAGCAAACAAACUUAGGAAAAAAUCCAAAACUACCACCGUUUAAAAAAAAUUACAAAAAUACCACCCAGACCAAAAAAUUUCCAAAAAUACCAUCAUUUAUUAAAAACCGCUCAUUAAAUGAGCGGUUUAAUAUAAAACCGCUAAUCCAGGCGGCGGUUACAGCGAAAAACACGCCCCAAAGGCGCGGUUUGACCUUGCAUGGCUGUCAAACCGUGUUGCCACGUGGCGGUGCAUCAAACCGCCAAUCAGAGGAGCGUUUAGACGGAUAAAACGUGUGCCAAGUCAGCAGUCCGUGUCGUCCACAAAAACCGCCUCCCCGAGACGCGGUUUGACCGUUGGGAAAAUGAAACCGCGUGUCUGACAUAAAAUCACAAAUGAGAAUGAAGAGUAAUUAAGUUACUAACAUAAAUUCACAAAUGACAAAUAUGCAAUGAAAAGUAAUUAAGUUACUAACAUAAAAUCACAAAUGACAAUGGAAAGUAAUUAAAUUACUAACAUAAAAUCACAAAGGACAAUGAAGAGUAAUUAAGUUACUAACAUAAAUUCACAAAUGACAAUGAAAAGUAAUUAAGUUACUAACAUAAAAUCACAAACGACAAUGGAAAGUAAUUGAGUUACUAACAUAAAAUCACAAAGGACAAUGAAAAGUAAUUGAGUUACUAACAUAAAUUAACAAAGGACAAUGAAAAGUAAUUACGAAACAAACUUACGAAUAAACGUUAAUCGCAAAA
Molecule: messenger RNA, 6058 nt
Organism: Linum trigynum
Lineage: Eukaryota; Viridiplantae; Streptophyta; Magnoliopsida; Malpighiales; Linaceae
Source: the annotation of a GenBank genome assembly